AAUAUGGUAGAUAAAGUUGUUGUUCAGCAGUAGGCUGUUGUCAUGUCCCCGCAGUGCCGAUAGUGGUGCUGUGAGGAGACUCCACCGUGGACUGAACUAAUACCACAGCAGCUUUUAACGGCUAAAGUGUGCUGUGGGUAAACAUCGUUUAAAUGUAGUAAUUUUAUCUCAAAUUAUUCACGUAUAGGAAACGGAUCAAUUACCAAAACAUACCGAGUAUCGACCCCAAUCUGGUAGCCAUAGCCGACUGUGUUAGGUAAGUCUACAGGCAAAUCGAAGCGAAUACCCUACUCAGCCUAUACCAACGAAAGCUGAUGUUCUCAAGGACAAGAGUCACGUGAUGUAUGAGGGCAAACACAUACACUUCUCGGAGGUGGACAAUAAGCCAUUGUGCUCGUACAGCCCCAAGCUCUGCAAGCAGCGCAGACUCAACGGCUAUGCCUUCUGCAUCCGGCACGUUCUAGAGGACAAGACCGCUCCCUUCAAGCAAUGUGAAUAUGUGGCUAAGUACAACAGCCAGCGAUGCACCAACCCCAUCCCCAAAUCUGAGGACCGCAGAUACUGUAACAGCCACCUGCAGGUGCUGGGCUUCAUCCCCAAGAAGGAGCGCAAGAAGAAGCAUGACGCGCUGGAGGAGAUGCGUGGGCGGUCGCACCUGGACUCGGUGGCCCUCAAUAUCACCGUGCCCUCGCUGGCGCUGAAGGCCUCCAACGGCCUGGACGAGUUGCCGCCCUCGCUGCCGUGUUCGCGCCUGCUGCCCCUGCCCGACGGGGAGCACCUGGACCCGUUCGCCUUCUACGAGGAGGACGCGGAGGCGGAGGAAGGCACGCUGCGCAAGGGCUCCUCGGUCAGGAAGAAGCCGCAGAGUCGGCUGGUGCUCAGCCAGAGACUGCCUCCGCCGCCGCCGCCGCCGCCGCCACCACCGCUGCCACGCGACACCGACCUCCUCAAGCCUCGCUCCGAGCACUUUAGCCCUUCGGCUGCGCGCCCCGGCCCUCACCCUUCCUCCCCCCUGUGCGCCCAGCUUCCCCUCCAGCACAGCGGACUCCUCCGGCUGCCCAAGCACUCUGGCAGCCUGCCCCCUUACUCCCGCCAGGGCUCGCAGCAGGGUUUAUUAUGCAAGCCAGCACCACCUCACACUGGCCCCCCACUGCCUCCUGGGCUGGCCCCCGGCGGCGCCGCGCCCGGUCCGGGGCAGCCGUCUGGCUCCUCCCUCAGCAGGAAAGGCCUGCUCACUGCCACGCCUUUGCUGUCCGGCACGCUGGACUCGGUGCAGCGCCACCUGGUGGCAAUGCGGCCCGCUUCCUUCUCGCCGCCCCCGGCCUGCCUGCAGAGGCUCAAGCACUUGGUGCAGCUGUGCUCCAACAGGCAAGAGGAACACGGGGAUCUCUUCCCUCAUCUAGGGUUGGACUGGUCUGAAGACAGUGGGGAGGAGGACUAUGAAGACUUUGAAACACUUUCACCUUCCCAAUUCUCUGGGAGAUCACAGGAAGGAUCCAUGCAAGACCACUCUCUGGAGGACACGAGUAGCUCCAGGAGGGUCCGGCUGGCCCGCCUCUGCGCCCUCCUGCAGGACAAGUACAAGCACCUGUGCCGGCAGGAGAGGGCCGCCACACGCCAGAAGAGACACCGAUAUGCCUUCCGCAAAGCCCUGCUGCACGCCGCCGCCAAGGACCCCGACUGCACGGCGGAGCUCAUCCAGGCGCUCUGCAAGAUCUCGCGAUCCUCCUCAAGUGCAAAGCAGGUGCGACUGGGCGUCCCAGAGACCACUGGGCUCUGCACGGGCAGCACCAAGAGCCAGGCCUGCAGAAACAGAGCCCUGCCCUUCACCCAACACUGCUUCCAACACAUCCUGCUGAACCGCUCCCAGCAGCUCUUCUCCAGCUGCACGGCCAAGUUUGCUGAUGGACAGCAGUGCUCCAUCCCCGUCUUUGACAUCACGCACCAGACCCCGCUGUGCGAGGAACACGCCAAAAAAAUGGACAACUUCCUGCGUGGGGAUGGCAACAGGAGACAGCUGCAGCAGCAGCAGCAGCAACAGCAGCAGCAGCAUCUGCACCAUCAGCAGCAGCAGCAGCACCACCUCCUCCAUCAGCACCAGCACCAACGCAAGCCGCGCAAGAAGACCAAGCCGCCGGCGCUCACCAAGAAACACAAGAAGAAGCGGCGGAGAGGGCCGCGCCGGCCGCAGAAGCCCAUCCCGCCCGCGCUGCCCCAGGGCAACCUGGCCAUGCCCUCCAGCCUGGCGCUGCCCACCAACGCUGCCAGUGUCAGCAGGAGUCUUUCGACGCCGGAGCUGAGCACGGACGAGCUUCCUGACGACAUCACCAAUGACAUAGCGGACAUUCCAAACGACCUCGAACUGAACCAGGAGGAUUUCUCGGACGUGUUGCCACGGCUUCCUGACGACCUGCAGGACUUUGACCUGUUUGAAGGUAAAAAUGGGGAGUUGCUGCCCACCACUGAGGAGGCGGAGGAGCUGGUGCGGGCGCUGCAGGCCAUGGGCUCCUACCCGGACUCGCUGGCGUGCCUCUCCUCCAUGGGCGAGCUGGCGCCAGGCGUGCCCUCGGGCAGCAUGGGCGACCUGCUCAACGGCCGCCUGCCCGCCGAGAACUUCACCAGCCUCGAGCUGGAGGAGAACCUGCUGCACUCGGCCGACGCCCACUUCCCGCCCUCGCCCUCGCCGCCGCCUGCGCCCGCCUCGCGCCAGGCUCCCGUGCCCGCCGCCCCCUCGGCCCCCAGCCUGACCCCCGCCCCCCAGACGCCCAGCGAGCCCCAGAGGACGUUCCCGCGGCCCGCCGCUCCGCCCCACGCGCUGGCCAAGGCCGAGCCGGCCUGCUCCUCGCCCUCCGCCGGGCCCUUCAGCAGCAGCGAGCACGUGCCCUCCCCCUACAGCGAGCACAUGGCCUCGCCCCACGCCGGCCACUUCCAGGCCGACUCGCCGCUGCUCCUGGAGGUGCCGCUGAGCGGGGUGCCCGGCCCGCCGCGGCCGCCCUGGAACCACCUGCCCCUCUCUCUGGCCGACGCCUCGCCGUACGGCAGCCUGAUGGGGCCGGAGGGGCACCUGCUGUCCACCUCUCUGUCCACGCCGCCCUCCACCGCGCACCAGGCGGCCCUGCAGCCCACGGCGGCCCUGUCGGCGCUGCCCCAGGGGGGUCUGACGGGGCUGGGCUCGCCCCCCGCGCCGGCCGCCUCCACCACCGCCUCGUCCUCGUCCCCCCCCUCGUCCUCCCCGACGCGGGAGCUCCUGGGCGCGGCGCAGGCCAAGCAGCAGCUACCGCAGUUCAGUGCCGCCUUCGGCCACCAGCUGGCCUCCUCCCACAGCGGCAUCCCCAAGGAUGUGCAGCCCAGCCACAGCUCCACAGCGCCCCCUACGGGCUUCACCAUCGCCAGUGCCACGGCUGCAAGUGCCAACAGCGCCACUCCCCCCUUCCCGCACAGUAACUGAGAAGUGGUGGGAGAGCGAGAGUGACAGAAAGAGCGAAUGUGGAUUGGUGUGAAUGCAUGUAUGUGUGAGUGAAUGAGUGUGUGUGUGUGUGUGUGUGUGUGUGUGUGUGUUGGUGUGUGUGUAGUAUGUUUGUCUGGUCGCUGCACAUCAGCUAAGCAGUGGACUCCGUUCACUCAGCAACUCAACUCAUCUCAGACUCAAGUCAGAGAAAUCAAGCAACAUUGUUUCUGCUAUUUUAUUUGGUACAUGCCGCAAGAGUGGAUCAACGGUGGCCUGUUUGUUAAGUGUUUUAAUUCAAAUCUUGCCAUGACUAAAAGACUGCCUCAGCCCCGCUGCAGAGGCCAUUCAAUGGGGUGCUCGUGCAGCCUUGGGUCCCUCUCCUCCAGCUCCUCCAGGGGAGUGGGGUCGGGUGGGUGUCCGUGACAGUGUGCUGCUCAGGGGAGCCACAGGCAGGACGCACCCCCUCCAAGGACCCGCAAUUCCAGAGGUAGUGACACGGAGGGACAGUGCUACAGAAUUCAAUGACGAAACAACACCUCAAUCAGCAGUCUAGUCUUAGUUGUUCCAGUGGAGCCCUGUCUCAGAGCUGUAAUCAUAUCCUUCCUCAUUUACAAGAUCAGCAUAUUCCUUUAAUCUGCCCUUUAUAUAUACACACACACACACACACACACACACACACACACACACACACUCUCUCUCUUACACACUUACACGCUUAUUCACUCACUCACACACAAUCUCGUGGCUCUACUGACCCCUACAGAAACAUGCCAGUAUGAAUGUCAGGGCCUGCUUCAAUUGAAACAAAAAUAUAAUCCCAUCAUGAAGGACGUUUCCUGACCAGCUUGACAGACAGCAGAAAAUUGCCAAAAUUAUUUUAAAUGGUUGUUUUUUUAAGCUACUGUGUAUAUAUAUAUAUUUAAUCUUUAACCGGUUUAUGCAGAAACUCAGAGUUUUAUGUGGAUCAUAGAUGCCUCAUCAGUGGCCUAGUAAACACAUGGAGGUAAACCUGGUUACUCAAAGCAAUAAAACACAUUGGCGUACUCACCUCACAGUAUUGUGAUGUAUAUCCUAACAAUCUGCAUUUUCUCCCUUUGUGCUCCCUGAAUUGCUUUCCAGUUGUGGACCAGCAUGUUAUGGGGAAAUGUUUUCUCAUAAAAUGUGAAAUUAAGGCUGAACUGUUCUUUGUCAGAUGUGGUUGUUAAGGUCCACGAGUAUUCAAGCCAGAGAGAAAAAUGGGUGUCGUAUAGAGACAGUGUGACUACCACAAAAAUUAUUGCAAAAUUUUAAAUGUAUCCAGUUUCACACAGAAUCCAACUACUUAGUUGGCAUCAGGUAUACAGGUAUCUUUUCACAGUUAAUGCAUGCUGGUAUGAAGGGUAGUGUAGGAACAGCCGAGGAGCCCCCUAGCCUGUGUGGUGGUGGUGGUGGUGGUGGAAGGGGAGCUGGUGCAGUUUGGAUGGAGCAGUGGCAGGUGCUGAAAGGGCUGUUGUAUUGGGUCACACAGCAGAAUUUCCUGCAUCAGGACAUCAGUGAUGCAGCAGUGUGGUAGAGGGGUGGAGGGCCCUGUCCGACCCCUUACUGCCUUCAUGCUCUUAGUUGCCUGGCGCUUUGCACUGGAGAACAAGGAAACUCUUUACAAAUGGUCCCGGAAUGCUUCUAAUUGUAUAACAGUAAGUUUGUAGUCAUUGGUAUAGCUUUAGAAACUGAACGAUAAUCACAUGGGCAUAUAUAGUUAAGUAUUCUAUAUUCAUAGGUUAGCAGACUAUGGGCUUGGGAUGGUGACGUGCCAUGAGUGGCAGUGGACUGAAGAUGAGGUUUAAAAAGAAAAACAACAAAAAAAUGUAUCUUUGUUGUCGUUUGCAAGAUAACUUAAUGGAGCUUGUGUUUUGUGUACUUUUAAUGGCUAUCAAAAUACUUGUGGUUUGUUAUCCGAUGAUGUUUGUGUAUGCCCAUUUAUUUAAGAUGAUCAAUGACUAUGAUGUAUGGCAGUACUUUUGAUAGCUAUUAAACUCUGGCAAGCAGCCACUUUUGAAAGACUGGAUCUUGCAUGGGUGCAAAACUACAAGUUUUAUUCAUUGUGACUUAACUAGGUAGCUUGUGCCCAAAGAGAACGAUUGAGACGUGACUUCUAAUGCAGCGAGCUCUUAGUGCACUGGUUCUUCACACAACACAACUGACAGAAGUAUUCUUCAUACUUUGUAUCAAUACUCAUUGCCUGGAGACGCUCAAAACACCGUAACUGACAGGCCAGCUAGGCAGAAAUGAAGGUUUUCCCGCUGUAGAAGAGCCCGUUUAGAGCCGCUCACGACGCUGUUUCUCAUGCGCUCCAUUGACGCAGAGCACAGCCCAAAUGAAUCCCACGUCAGGCCACACUGCACUCCCUCACAUGACCUCUGACCUCUGGAGGUCCAAAGACAUGACAUGAGCCCACAUCCAGAAUAGUGACACCUCUGCUUUGUUCAUGUCUUGUUUCCCCAUGGCUGCCUGUCUCCUACAUACCCAUGGCCUGGGGUUCACACAGGAUGGCAUAUGACUUUUGCACCAGAGACCUGAUACUGCUGUGUUCACAAACGCAUGAAAAGUAGAUUAAUUGCACAUUGAGGGGGGAAACUGACCAACCCUCUUAAAAGAAAGUCUUCAGGGCUCUGUAGGCACUCAUAACUGCUUGAAAUCUGAGAGAUGGCUGACAAAUUCCUAUACUCAUUGAAUGUACUGUAUUACUGUUUUUAAAAAUGAUAGGAGCUAGUCACCUUUGGUUAUUGAUCCUUGUUUAAUUUGUCUAAGGUAUUUUUUGUAUACAAAAGUUUACAUUUUUAUGUAUAUUUUUCUUGUGUACAAAAUUAUGUAAUAUGUGUACAAACAUUGUAUGUAAUAUCUGUAUAUAGUGUGAUAAAAUCUGAUGUUUCUUUUUGAUGUACAAAUAAAUCUUGCUGUGAGGAAUA
Sardina pilchardus (European sardine) is the source of this 6393-nucleotide messenger RNA. It is a transcript of the gene ino80da, whose product is annotated as INO80 complex subunit Da. Lineage: Eukaryota; Metazoa; Chordata; Actinopteri; Clupeiformes; Clupeidae. The record is from RefSeq and is a predicted model, not a curated record. Gene Ontology annotation, cellular component: nucleus. The transcript is spliced from 10 exons. The coding region runs from base 341 to 3448 and encodes 1035 amino acids.